Molecule: messenger RNA, 1125 nt
Organism: Ruditapes philippinarum (Manila clam)
Lineage: Eukaryota; Metazoa; Mollusca; Bivalvia; Venerida; Veneridae
Product: neurogenic locus notch homolog protein 1-like
Exons: 2
Coding region: 1-1125 (374 amino acids)
Molecular function (GO): calcium ion binding
Source: RefSeq, a predicted model, not a curated record
AUGUGUAAACAAAAUGAAGUUUGCGGUAAAUAUGAAGGAAGACAUCAAUGCAUAUGUGGAUCCGGGUGGCUUGGACAAAACUGCACGAUUGAUAGAGAUGAAUGCACAAACAACCUGUGCCCAACUUAUUCGAUCUGUAAGAAUACGCCAGGCUCUUAUGAAUGUACAUGUAUAUCAGGCUGGAAAGGAGAUAAAUGUGACGAAGAUAUAGAUGAAUGUCUAGAUAAUCCAUGUCAGCACACGUCAAGAUGUAUCAACGCACAGGGUUAUUACAACUGUUCUUGCAAUAAAGGUUGGACGGGGAGUACCUGUGAUAUGGAUAUUAACGAAUGUUUAGAACAUCCGUGUCUGCAUUCUUCAACUUGCAUAAAUGCACAAGGAUAUUACAACUGUAGUUGUGCGAAAGGUUGGGAAGGUCAACAUUGUGCUCACGACAUAGAUGAGUGUAAGUUGAAUGCUUGUUCAGCAAUUAAGAUGUGUAACAAUACUAUAGGAUCAUUUGAGUGCAGGUGUUAUCCAGGAUUUCAAGGAGCCGAUUGUGACGUCGAUAUUGACGAAUGUAAACAAUCGACAUGUUACAAUAACGGGACGUGCGUCAAUACUUUUGGUCAUUACAAAUGCAACUGUGCCUCUGUUUGGCAAGGUGACAAAAUACAUGGAAAUGCCACUGUGACAGUAAAGGCAGACGUGUCAACGCAAAGACAGUUACAGCAGAUCAUUCCUAAACAAAAACAUCAGAAUAACGACGGUCAAGAGCAAAAAAGCCAGCAGAAGAACUUUCAUAUAAAACAACAGCAAAACAUGGAAUUCCACGUGCAUUUGCACCAGCAGCAUGGUCGUCCAAAUCUAAACAGAUCAUUGCAAAAAGCAAAAGGAAACCAUUGCAAUGAAACACGCAAAGACAAACCUGAACAGCAUAGUAUGCGACUAGAAUCCUGUGAUGAAAAUGAUUAUGAGGCCGAGGAAGUGCAGGAAUAUCAAGAUGUGUAUCAAAUUGAAGAAGAAUAUGACAUUCAUGUGCCGCAAGAUGAUAAUAAGAAAGAAGUGGUACCCCAGCAAAAGUAUUGGUUAAGGAAGAUAAAGAGGUACUUCAAGCGAAUACAAAAUCCACUAUGGCGUUUUUAG